Molecule: messenger RNA, 792 nt
Organism: Aphanomyces invadans
Lineage: Eukaryota; Oomycota; Saprolegniomycetes; Saprolegniales; Verrucalvaceae
Exons: 3
Coding region: 1-792 (263 amino acids)
Source: RefSeq, a predicted model, not a curated record
AUGGCGAACAUCACCGCCACGCUCAAGCUGAACGACCACAACUUCCGCGAAUGGGACAUCUAUUUUCGCGGAAAGCUCAUGAUGAAGGGCAUGCAUCAACUACUUACCCAAAUGCCGACGUCAACUGCCUUGGACGCCAGCAGCGAGGACCAAAAGGCAUUCGGGAUCCUCAUCGACACCUUGGAGCCCAGACAGUACCGAUACAUUGAUGGGCACACACGCGUCCGCGUCGCCUACGACGCACUGGUAGCCCAACAUAAGCAAACAACGAAGAUCGACCGGAUCCAGGUGGCAAUGGAGUGGGCCAAGCUGUCGUGGGACCCGCGCCAAGAGACUCUGCCGGACUUCAUCUACCGGUUCCAGAUCCUUGUCCAGCGUCUAUCAGACGUUAGAGCCGCAGAGACGGAGUCAAAUCAAGUGGUCAAGUUACUUGCCUUGAUGCUGUGGGAGUUCCGUCACCUCGCCGAUCGCUUGUCCAACUUACCCGAUAGCGAACAAACCGUCGCCAAGACGAAGAUCGCACUCGAAGCUGAGUGGAAGGCCGCCACCGCGCCUUGUUCGAACGCGACACCCAAGGAAACGGUGGUCGUGGGCGUAGCCGGGGCCGUGGCGCGUCCCGAAGCGGCUAAGCUGAACGAAACGACCUCCGAGUGCCGCAAGAAGUCCCGCGAGAACGGCCGGCCGAACCUCAAAGGACACUGGCCCGACGGGAAGGACGACCACUCCAACGCAGCCGUCUUCAUGUUCUCGGCAACCGAGAGCGGCAUCGACAUGAUCGCCCUAAGUCAAUAA